Molecule: messenger RNA, 2406 nt
Organism: Procambarus clarkii (red swamp crayfish)
Lineage: Eukaryota; Metazoa; Arthropoda; Malacostraca; Decapoda; Cambaridae
Product: RNA polymerase II-associated protein 3
Cellular component (GO): protein folding chaperone complex
Molecular function (GO): protein binding
Source: RefSeq, a predicted model, not a curated record
UUUAACAACCAGGGUACCCAUUUUACUGUUGGGUAAACAGAGGCUACAGUAAGGCUUGACGCCAACAUUUGAAUUUGUAUGUGUUUGAGUCACAUUUAUACGAAACAUACUAGUUUGGUGUCCGAAAUAGUAAAAAUGUGUGCGGUCCGUAGUCUGUACGAAGCGACUUGCAUCCCUUAGACACAGCUGGCGACGUAAACAAACCAUUUCGGCGGCGGAUCCGUCCUGAUCUGAACGAAUUUUCUGGACUUGUGUGUCCGACAUGGAGGGCGCAUCGCCACUACUUCUGCAGAAGUCCAUCAAAGAUAACUCUGCUGCUCUUCAGGACUUCAUCAAAGACCUGAACGACUGGGAGAAAGAAAUUAAGAACGAAGAUGAGAAGUUAUCCAGCCAGUCCAAGGAGAGAGGCCACCUCAGUCCCGAGGCUGGUCCACCUGUACGAAGUAAAAAGAAACUAGAAAUCUCGUCAGGAAAAGGAGCCACUGAAAACAUUCCUGGUGAUAGCAAACGAAGAAAAAAUGAAAAGAAAAAAAUGAAACCUGGACAGAAAAUAUCAGCUUAUGACUAUGCUGCUUGGGACAAGUUUGAUGUGGACAAAGAACUGGCAUCAUCAUCUGAAGAGGAACAAAAUAUGAAAGGGAAAUCAAGUAAACAUGGUGGUGAAACCAUAAGACCCAAAAGUAGCAACGUGGAGAAAGCUUUAGCAUUGAAAGAAGCAGGCAACAAAUUGUACAAUGAUGGGCGACUGGAUGAUGCUGCAGCCAAGUACACUCGAGGAAUAUCUCUUGAUCCCACCAAUGCUGUGCUUCGAGCCAACAGAGCAAUGGCAUAUAUCAAGUUAAAGAAAUACAAAGCUGCAGAAGAUGAUUGCAAUAUGUGUUUGAAACUUGAUGCUGGAUAUAUAAAAGGCUAUUUACGGCGUGCCACAUCACGUAUUAACCUAGGAAAGACUGAGUUGGCUAUCAAAGACUACCAAAAGGUAUUAGAAUUGGAGCCAUGGAAUAAAGAAGCCAAAAAGGAACUAGACAAAUUAAAGAGUUUUGUGGACAUAAAAGGGGAAAGAACAAAAAAAUCUGACCAUGAAAUAGUAGUUAAAGAAAAUAAUUUUACCCCUGAAAAUUCUUCUCCAGUGGAAGAGUUGAUAAAGCAAGAGACAGAAAAUACUCAUCAUCCAAAUCAAAAUAAUAAAAUACAGGACAAUACUUUGAGUAAUAAUAAACAAGAGAAAGGUGGAACAAAGUUGAAAAUUGUUGAAGUCAAUAGCAGUGAAGACAGUUCGUUUAAUAUAGUGGAUCCAGAUUGUGUUCUCCCUAUAGAAAAGCCUCCGCACCUGAGGUCAUUGAAACCCCUGAAGAAAAUCCCCGUGGUUGAUGUUGCUACAAAAGAAAGUAUUUGUAAACAAAGUGUGUCACCUGUGGCAGAGGAGCCCACCCUCCCAAAAUCACCAGUGUCACCUGUGGCAGAGGAACCCACCCUACCAAAAUCACCAGUGUUACCUGUGGCAGAGAAUACCACUGUUCAGAAAGACCUUAAUGUUGAAGGCACCGUAGAAGAAAGUCUGUGUGAAGCUACUCAACCGUCAAAGUGUGAAGAAAAAAUGCCCAUGAACACGUCUUUGCCAGCUCUACCAAGGACUUCAUAUCAAUUUAUACAAGAGUGGAAUAAAUUGUCCCAUCAGGUCUCCAGAACAGUUGAAUAUUUAAAGAUCAUUCCACCUGCAUUCUUCAGCACUGUGGACAUUGAAUCUGAAACACUGGUUAAUGUGGUCUCAGCUCUGAGGUCUGAGGAAGUAUCACCCACUCUUGCUGCCGAGUAUUUGCUUGCACUCUCUAAGUCAAGGGGCUUUUCAAUCAAUAUUGCAUUCCUUGAUGACAGUCAGAGAAAAGUCAUAUGUGAUGUGAUAUUAAAAUGUGAGGAAGCAGAAGCCUACAGCACUCCAAUAAAGAAUCUGAAGAACUUGAUUGACAAGGAAUUAUAAAUGUUUACAUUGGAUAUCUCGGCCUCAUUGGUAAUUUGAAUUACAGUAUCCUUUGUACUCAUAGUAUACCUUACCAUUAUUUAAUGUCUUAUUACAGACAUAAUAUAGGAUAAAAAAAAACACAUUUAGUUAUGUAUUUUAUGUACAGAGUUGAACUACACCGUCUUUCGCAUUCUCUUGAGUGCAUUAUCAAGGUCCGAGUACAAUAUUUGGUUAGGACGAAACUUACAUCUGAAUGUCGAGAUGUAAGUCUCGUCCUAACCACAUACUCAGACCAUGAUAAUGCACUUGGGAGUGUGUUUAAGACUUGGUGUAGUUCAAAUCUUUACAUAAAAUACAUGUUUUUUUUUUUUUUACCCUACAGUAUCCCUGUACUAAAGUUACAAAUUUGAGGCUUUUAUAAACUUUUCAAUAAAUUUUCUAUCAUU